AUACCAACUGCAGGAAAAGAACAGGACUCCCUUUUUCUACAGCAGCUCCGUUGACGGAAUUAAAAAGCUGUGGAGCGAGGGCAGCGGGAAAUUUUUUAACCUCUUCAAAGGAAACCUCUAUCGCUGCUCCCUGGUGUGCCUCAGCAUGACCAUGAACGUCACCAUUAUAGACCUAUACAAGCAGUUCGCAUUACAAAAGGGGGCUGCACAGAAGGGGGAAUGUUUUCCAUGA
This is a messenger RNA of Plasmodium fragile, 232 nucleotides long. RefSeq lists its product as uncharacterized. The annotation marks the transcript as partial. The record is from RefSeq and is a predicted model, not a curated record. NCBI's taxonomy places the organism in Eukaryota, Apicomplexa, Aconoidasida, Haemosporida, Plasmodiidae. The transcript has 2 exons.